Exophiala xenobiotica is the source of this 2025-nucleotide messenger RNA. RefSeq lists its product as uncharacterized. The transcript is spliced from 2 exons. Bases 427 to 1383 code for a protein of 318 amino acids. NCBI's taxonomy places the organism in Eukaryota, Fungi, Ascomycota, Eurotiomycetes, Chaetothyriales, Herpotrichiellaceae. The record is from RefSeq and is a predicted model, not a curated record. Gene Ontology annotation, molecular function: hydrolase activity, acting on carbon-nitrogen (but not peptide) bonds, in linear amides.
AUCUACGCCCACAAGUCUGCGAACUCUGCUGCCAAUGGAGAAGAGAUUUCAGCUCAACAAUGACUGACUCGGUUGGACUAUCUCCCUCACCUCGCUCUACCUAACCUCCUGCCUAUAUUGGACGUAGUGCAAUCUCACCUGCCCGAUUCACGUUACGUUCGUCAAACUCAAGAGAAAGACGGAGUCAUUGGAUGACAGUGGCUGUAGACACCCCAUGACACACCUUCUUACUGCUCCAUGAGAUUGAAGAUGACAGGAAGCAUUUCAUUUCCCUCCUCUACUUGGAGGUCUAGUCUUUUCGACACGAUUUUCACCGACGCAGGGCAUUGUAUUGGAAGGAGGAGACGCUAAUGACAGCUCAAGUACAGUGAUCGCCCAAAACUUCACAAUUCACAAGAAAAAGAACCACUUGGCCAAGUUUGGAGGAUGGCUGCCACUUCAUUCCAUAUCAAUCGGCGGCAAAAUCACCUCAAAUGGUCCAAAGCAGUUCCUCCUGCCUUGACGGUGGACUCGGGGGCUAUUGUGACCUUCGACACCAUCGACGGAAGCGGCGGCCAGAUCACGCAAAAUUCUACAGCUGAUGAUAUAGCAAAAUUCAGAGUAGAUCUCGCGGACCCAGUGUUUGGGCCGAUCUUCAUCAACGGAGCUGAGCCUGGCGAUGCCUUGGAGAUUGAAGUCCUAGACCUGGAAACCGCAGACUGGGGUUGGACGGCGAUUGUCCCCAGAUUUGGCCUACUCGCCGACGAAUUUCCAGACCCACGCCUCAAGAUCUGGGCACUAUCGAAAUUCGAGGACAAGCCAUAUGCUUUGUUUAGGGAAGGGAUCCGAAUUCCUACUCGACCGUUUCUGGGCGAAAUGGGUGUUGCUCCGGGUGCCGACGGCGAAUUUUCUACCAUACCACCCCUUGAGACCGGCGGCAACAUUGACUGCCGUCACCUUACGGUCGGUUCGAAGCUAUAUCUGCCUGUUCAGACGCAUGGUGCACUAUUCAGUUGCGGAGACGGUCACGCCGCCCAGGGAGACGGUGAAGUGUGUGGCUCUGCUAUCGAAACCCCAAUGCGCGCAACUCUUCGCUUUACAGUACGGAAGAACCACAACUGGGUGGCAUCCCCUCACUAUUUCUCUCCACCAUUGGUUUCCAUACCUGGUUUCGAGGAUUGUGGGUGCUAUGCAGCCCUGGGAAUCGAUUCAGACUUGCCUGAGGCUACGCGCAAAGCGGUUCGUGGCAUCAUCAAUUAUCUGACAGGAACCAAAAGUCUGACUCGCGUUGAAGCCUAUAUGCUUGCAAGUGUGGCGGUUGACUUGAAGCUGGCUGAGGUGGUGGACAUGCCCAACUUUGCCGUGUCAGCGAGUCUUCCGUUGAACAUCUUUCAGACCUCAUGAAAGAUGCUCACGGCGGAUCUAAGGACAAAGUGUACCCAUACCAUCCGAAUAAGGCUCUGGCUAGCACCAUUCCCAGAGUUCGCUUCUCACAUACGCGCUGAAUGCAAGAGAGGGCAAGUACUACGAUUGCACAGACCCACGGAAGAUCGAGUUGAGAGUUUCAUGCUUCUGCCUAAGUCAUGACACUUCCAUUUUCUCGACGUCGAUGACGACUAUGAUAAAGACCGUUGGGCUCGGUCCACACAGGCGCCGUGGUCGGGGCCAGCCCUCCGGCUGGUGGCCGAACAAUAGGGCAUGAUGGGGCUCUGAUAGGCACGCUAGGCCCAUAGUGGUUCCUAUCAGCCGCAGGCAUCCGGCCCCAAAGCUUGUCUAUUCUUAAGUCCGGGGGAUGAACGCCUGUUAUUCCCAGGCACAGCCAGAGCCUCCGAAGGCAUCUAAUCGCAUUCUGUACGAGCUCGGGCCUUCUCAAACAAUUCGUCAACCAAAGAAGUGAAGGAAUUACGCACGCAGAUCGGACAAUUGGGAUACUAAACACCGAGUACGGAGGCGUGCACCAAAUGUAGUUGCCGCGCUAAGAUCGAAUGACGAAGGAUCACAACCUGACAUGAGAUUUUCUUUUGCUCUAGGCAGCCUUAACUAAAG